AUACGACUUUCACUUGUUUCUUGAUUCCAGUAGGUAAGGUAUAUGGUAUAUUCAAAUACAAAUCAAUAUACACCUAGUGCGGUUGUGAUAUUUGGACGGUUCAUUUACGUAUCAUUAUUCUUGUAUUGUUUUUUCUGUCUAUCGAUUCCGAGAUGAAGAAGUCGUUAAUAAUAUUGCCUUUCUUACUGUCAAUUGGCCUUUGUGACGUACAUCUUCUUGUACCUGAAGAACAUACACCGCCACCACCUCCGAAGCCAUAUGCGUUUGGAUACGCUGCUGGAAGGUUCCCGGGGCACAUAGACAGAACCCACUCCGAAGUAUCCGAUGGAUCUGGGCUUGUUCAAGGAUCAUAUUCCUACGUAGAUCCCAAGUUCAGAAUCCGCAAAGUAGACUAUGUUGCCGAUAAAGAUGGAUUCCACGUCACAUCCAACGACGACGUACCAGCCCUUCCAUCAGAUACACCAGUAGUGGCAGCUGCUAAAAUUAACCAUCUCAGAAAAUAUGCAGCAAUUGCAGACGCACAACAAGCAUCACCUGGACAAGUCUUCGUGCCUGCUGAUACAGUGGCUGUGCAAUAUGCCAAAAACAAACAUUUGUCUCUCUAUGAAAAGAUUGCAGCAGACCACGCGAGGAUAGCUGCAGAACUGGAAGCGGCCAAGCAUGAGGAGGGACAUGGUAAUGAGGUUGGCGAUGGAUUGUACGGUCAUGUUUAGUUUUUUUGUUAAAGUGUAUGUAUUGUAAAAUAUUUAUGUCUAUAGUUACUUAAUAAAUAGAUUCCAAAGUACCGUAAA
Diabrotica virgifera virgifera (western corn rootworm) is the source of this 791-nucleotide messenger RNA. It is a transcript of the gene Cpr57A, whose product is annotated as cuticle protein 16.8. Lineage: Eukaryota; Metazoa; Arthropoda; Insecta; Coleoptera; Chrysomelidae. Gene Ontology annotation, cellular component: chitin-based extracellular matrix. The coding region runs from base 153 to 713 and encodes 186 amino acids. Gene Ontology annotation, molecular function: structural constituent of chitin-based larval cuticle. The transcript is spliced from 3 exons. The record is from RefSeq and is a predicted model, not a curated record.